AUAUUCCGCUAGUCUAAUCACAAUUCAGUGCCAUUAUGCAACGUCACCGCGCAUUGCAGGGCUCCAGCAUUUAAGACCAGGAAUUGCAUUUAACCAGUGAUAUUUUAUUGUAACACUUAAGAUCAUACCAAAGCGCGAGACAGACAGGCAAAAUGCUCCGCAGCUGCCGCUUAACCCUCGCCGCCGCCAAGAGAAGCCUCCGGGAUCAGUUCCAGUUGCAAGUCCUUCGUCACCACCAAACCGCCAGCAAGAUGGAGAAAUUCGAUCUUCCCCAGCGAUUGCAGGGCAGCACGCCCAGUGUUUGGAACGAGUACAUUGCCCUGGCCAUGCAGUACAAGCCCUUGAACUUGGGUCAGGGUUUUCCCGAUGAUGCUGCCCCCGAGUAUGUGACCCACUCGCUGGCAGACAUUGCCAAGGACGAGAAUCCCCUCCUGCAUCAGUACACUCGCGGCUAUGGCCACGUUCGCCUGGUCAAUGCACUCUCCAAGUUGUACAGCGGUCUUGUCGGCCAGCAGCUGAAUCCCCUCAGCGACAUCCUCAUAACCUCCGGCGCCUACGAGGCUCUCUACUCCACCAUCAUGGGUCAUGUGGAUGUGGGCGAUGAGGUCAUUAUCAUUGAACCCUUCUUCGACUGCUACGAACCCAUGGUCAAGAUGGCAGGCGGUGUGCCACGUUUUAUUCCCCUGAAGUUGCGCAAGACAGAAGGUCCCAUUAGCUCGGCGGACUGGGUGCUGGACGAUGCCGAAUUUGAGAGUCUUUUCAACUCCAAAACCAAGAUGAUUAUACUGAACACACCCCACAAUCCCAUUGGAAAGGUCUUCAACCGGCAGGAGCUGGAACGAAUUGCCGAGCUCUGCCGCAAGUGGAACGUGCUGUGCGUCUCGGACGAGGUGUACGAGUGGCUAGUCUUCGAUGGAGCAGAGCAUAUCCGCAUCUGCACGCUGCCGGGCAUGUGGGACCGCACCAUCACUUUGGGUUCCGCUGGCAAGACCUUCUCAGUGACCGGCUGGAAGAUCGGAUGGGCCUACGGUCCCGCCCCGCUGAUUCGCAACCUGCAGAUGGUGCACCAGAACUCUGUGUACACCUGUCCCACGCCUCUGCAAGAGGGUGUGGCGCGCAGCUUUGAGGUGGAACUGGCGCGACUGGGACAGCCGGAAAGCUAUUUCCUCAGCCUGCCGCGCGAGCUGAAGGAGAAGCGCGACUUCAUGGCCAAGUUCCUGUCCGAGGCAGGCAUGCGUCCAACCAUUCCCGAGGGCGGCUACUUCAUGCUGGCCGACUGGUCGCCGCUCACGGACAAGGUCGAUCUGAGCUCGGAGCCCGACAAGCAUCGGGACUACAAGUUCACCAAGUGGAUGACCAAGAACAUGGGCCUGCAGGGCAUCCCGCCGAGCGCCUUCUACAGCGAGCCCAACAAGCCUCUGGGCGAGAACUUUGUGCGCUACUGCUUCAUCAAGAAGCAGGAGAACCUGGACAAAGCAGCCGAGCUGCUCUCCAAAUGGAAAUAGUCAACGGCCGGACAAUAAACGAUUCGCUAUCAA
Drosophila subpulchrella is the source of this 1538-nucleotide messenger RNA. RefSeq names its product kynurenine--oxoglutarate transaminase 3 (gene Kyat). The coding region runs from base 153 to 1505 and encodes 450 amino acids. Gene Ontology annotation, cellular component: mitochondrion; cytoplasm. The transcript is spliced from 3 exons. NCBI's taxonomy places the organism in Eukaryota, Metazoa, Arthropoda, Insecta, Diptera, Drosophilidae. Gene Ontology annotation, molecular function: L-kynurenine:2-oxoglutarate transaminase activity; pyridoxal phosphate binding. The record is from RefSeq and is a predicted model, not a curated record. Gene Ontology annotation, biological process: biosynthetic process.